UGUUUCACGAGUUUCUUCUUCUUCUUCUUCUUCUUCUUCUUCUUCUUCACAGAACCUUUCAGAUCUUAUUCUUUCCCCAUGGAAUCCGAGAAGAUUCAAAUAUAAAUCUACCUUCCUACUUAUAUAUCUCGCUUAAUCGGAGACUCAGAUUGAGCUGCAAUUUUUCGGAUCCUGUUUUUCUAUAUUCCGGUACUAGAAGAAUGGAUACUUUCACGGCGGAGGAUCUAUCGACGAUCGGUGGAAUAGCGACAGUGUCGCUCCUUCACUCCUUUAUUCCUACGCAUUGGCUACCUUUCUCUAUCGUUGGACGUGCUCAGAAAUGGACGCUUUCUAGAACACUCUUCGUCACUGCAUUUGGAGCAGUCCUGCAUGUCAUUUCGACUUCCCUUCUUGGUAUAACAGCGAUCACAAUGGCGAAUACAAUUGCCGGUGAAGAGACUGUUCACAAACUUGCUUCCCUUUUGCUUGUAUUUCUUGGUGGAAGCUAUGUCUUGCUGUUUUUAGCUGGUAAAGGUGGUCACACUCACUCUCAUAACCAACCCAUGGAGAAAAUGGCUGUUGCUGGGCUUGUCCUUGUUCCUGCAUUAUCUCCUUGUGCAACAACUCUCCCAGUUUUCCUCGCUGUUGGAAAUUCCAAGUCAAUGAUGGUUCUCGCCAUCAUAGUUCUGCUCUUCAGCACCAUAUUGGUGAUGACAUCGCUAGUGGCUCUAUCAUUCUAUGGUGCAAGUCAGCUCAAGUUUCACUGGGUGGAGCGGUACGACAAACUUCUGGUUGGUUCGGUCCUGUGUCUGGUAGGUAUCUUAACCCUUCUCUUCCAUGAUCAUGACCAUGGUGGUCAUGAAACACAUCAACUCCACAGGAAAAUAAUUACUCUCUAGAGACUGUUCAAGUUUCUCUGUUUUGCCUGCCAUGUCUGUUUGUUGUAGAGCGGCUUUAAGGGUCUAAGUUCUGUUAUGCGUUGUAUGUCUAUAACUAGUUGUAACGCUCUCCGUUUCAUGUGAAAAAACAUAUGACAGCAUUAAAUAUCUUUAAGAGGACACUCUUUGCAGGUCUAUUGUAGUUAUUACAUGAUUUUGUAGUUGUUCCGUUGA
This is a messenger RNA of Capsella rubella, 1091 nucleotides long. RefSeq lists its product as uncharacterized. NCBI's taxonomy places the organism in Eukaryota, Viridiplantae, Streptophyta, Magnoliopsida, Brassicales, Brassicaceae. The record is from RefSeq and is a predicted model, not a curated record. The coding region runs from base 201 to 878 and encodes 225 amino acids. The transcript is spliced from 3 exons.